Messenger RNA from Gracilinanus agilis (Agile Gracile Mouse Opossum), 1693 nucleotides. RefSeq names its product solute carrier family 25 member 48 (gene SLC25A48). Lineage: Eukaryota; Metazoa; Chordata; Mammalia; Didelphimorphia; Didelphidae. The record is from RefSeq and is a predicted model, not a curated record. Bases 266 to 1180 code for a protein of 304 amino acids. Gene Ontology annotation, biological process: transmembrane transport. Gene Ontology annotation, cellular component: mitochondrion. The transcript has 8 exons. Gene Ontology annotation, molecular function: transmembrane transporter activity.
UAGUUCUAAGUUCUUUGAAACUCGUGGAAUCAGACCUGCCCUGAGAUAGCUCCGAGUUGUCCUAGGAUUUGGAGAAACCGUCGCCGUUGUCACAGCUGCAGGAGAUUGGAUCUCUAACAGUAAUAUAAAGGAAGCUGAAUGGGGCUUGUGAACGUCUAAAAACUCCCCCGGUCUCCGCCCCACCUUCUCACCCUAUUUCCCUGCAUCUCUUUAAACAAACAAAUAUAAAGAUCAUCAGGUGGAGUUGGAACGACACUGUUAAAUUAUGGAAGAUUUUUUGGCUGGCUGGAUCGGGGGUGCUACAAGUGUCAUUGUGGGUCAUCCUCUGGACACAGUUAAGACUCGCUUACAAGCUGGAGUAGGAUAUGGAAACACACUGAAUUGUGUUGUCACUGUGUAUAAAAAGGAAAGUGUGGCCGGGUUCUUUAAAGGAAUGUCUUUUCCGUUGGCAAGCAUUGCCGUCUACAGCUCUGUGGUUUUUGGUGUCUUCAGCAAUACCCAGAGGUUCCUAACCCAGUACCGCUGUGGAGAGUCUAACCAUUCACGAUCCCUGUCAGAUCUAAUUCUGGCUAGUAUGGUGUCAGGCGUGGUUUCAGUAGGACUUGGAGGUCCUGUGGACCUGAUUAAGAUAAGGCUACAGAUGCAAACACAGCCCUUUCUUAAAGCAGAUCUCCAUUUGAAGCCCAGACCAAAGGAGCUUUGGAACCAACCUAAGUACCAAGGACCUAUUCACUGCAUGACAUCAAUUGUCCGGAAGGAGGGCUUAGUGGGACUCUACCGGGGGGCCAAUGCCAUGCUGCUAAGGGAUGUCCCAGGAUAUUGCUUCUACUUCAUCCCUUACGUGUUUCUUUGUGAAUGGAUCACUCCUGAUAACAGCACAGCCCCUAAUUCCUAUUCAGUGUGGUUGGCAGGGGGCAUUGCAGGAGCAAUUUCAUGGGGAACUGCAACUCCCAUGGAUGUUGUUAAAAGUCGACUCCAAGCAGAUGGAGUCUACCGCAAUAAGUACAAGGGUGUCAUGGAUUGUAUCAUCCAGAGCUACAAGAAAGAAGGCUUUAAAGUUUUUUUCAGGGGAAUCACAGUGAACACCAUCCGGGGGUUCCCAAUGAGUGCCACCAUGUUUCUUGGAUAUGAACUUUCACUCCGGGCUUUGAGGGGAGACCAAACGGUGACGAAUCCCUGAGCCUCAAGUCAACUUCCUUCUUCCCCAUUCCCUCAUUUGAGCAAUGUCAUCUGAGCAAGAUUUCUUACUCUCAUGUCAAAUCACAGAAUAUUCUCUGAAACUAGAGACUGGAGAACUCUUUCAUGGAAAAGACACUUCCUCAGCUGGCUCCCUUCUGAUUUGCAUCUUUGCACCAUUUAUGCCUUCAGAGUAAUGCUCAGUUAACCAGCUAUUUAAUGAUCCUUCACUCACAGAUUUUAAGCACCUCAAUCAUUAUUCCUUUGACUGGAGUCAAGGGAGUAUACCACAUAGUCAAUGGAACAUUUCUCCAUCCCUCUCAAAGGAAGUGUUAUUGACAUUCAUCUACUCUAGAUUCAAUGAUGCCCCUGGGUUAAAUAUAGGGUCAUUUUUUACAAGAAAUGAGAGACCCAGGUUAUUAUAACUUUCUUAAAUUCUUAUGUCUCUUUGUCUAUGUGUCUUUUUGUGGAGUUUGAACUUGUCAAUAAGAUUUGAAAUAAAACAUUUAAAAUUCUA